Molecule: messenger RNA, 905 nt
Organism: Cucurbita moschata (crookneck pumpkin)
Lineage: Eukaryota; Viridiplantae; Streptophyta; Magnoliopsida; Cucurbitales; Cucurbitaceae
Product: 17.1 kDa class II heat shock protein-like
Exons: 1
Coding region: 248-718 (156 amino acids)
Biological process (GO): response to hydrogen peroxide; response to heat; protein folding
Source: RefSeq, a predicted model, not a curated record
UAUUCUGUCACAUUCCAGAACUCAGACGAGAAUGCAACCGAAGCUCCUGGAACCUCCUUCCAACUCUUCUCUAUCCUUCCAGAAAAUUCAUCUCUUUUCACACACAACACACCUAUAAAUAACCAAUCCAACCGCUCUCCCUCACCCACUCCAAAACAGCUCUACCAGAUCAUCUCUUACAAACAAAAUCUCCUUCGCACCAACAUUUCCUUGAGCAUCAAACAUUUCUCCAGUUAACAAGCGAAAGAUGGAUCUAAGAAUCAUGGGCUUAGACUCCCCAAUCUUCUCCACCCUCCACCACGUUAUGGAUCUCGUCGACGAGGCUGACAAGUCGUUCAACGCCCCAACACGAACCUACGUCCGGGAUGCCAAGGCCAUGGCAGCCACUCCGGCCGACAUCAAGGAGUAUCCAAAUUCCUACGUUUUCGUCGUCGACAUGCCAGGGCUGAAGGUCGGAGACAUCAAGGUUCAGGUUGAGGACGACAAUGUGCUACUGAUAAGUGGCGAGAGGAAGAGGGAGGAGGAGAAAGAAGGGGCGAAGUAUGUGAGGAUGGAGAGGAGAGUUGGGAAGUUAAUGAGGAAAUUUGUGUUGCCGGAAAAUGCCAACGUUGAUGCCAUCUCGGCGGUUUGUCAGGAUGGUGUGCUCACGGUGACCGUGCAAAAGUUGCCACCACCUGAGCCCAAGAAGCCCAAGGUGGUUGAGGUCAAGGUCAAUUGAUGGGUUUGGUUCAUGAGUUUUCAGAAUAUGGCGCCCUGCUGGUUCUCUUUUAUCUUUUAAUUUUCUUCCUUUUUGGUGGUGUUUUGUGUGGUAAUGUCUGUAAUGUGGGUUGCCUCUGUAGUGUGUGCUUGAUGGUUUAUGUCAAUGAAUAUUUACAGGUUUCAUCAGAAAUGUUAAUCUUUUACUA